This is a messenger RNA of Schistocerca serialis cubense, 1232 nucleotides long. RefSeq lists its product as uncharacterized. Gene Ontology annotation, biological process: S-methylmethionine cycle. Lineage: Eukaryota; Metazoa; Arthropoda; Insecta; Orthoptera; Acrididae. Gene Ontology annotation, molecular function: zinc ion binding; S-adenosylmethionine-homocysteine S-methyltransferase activity. The coding region runs from base 134 to 1108 and encodes 324 amino acids. The transcript is spliced from 7 exons. The record is from RefSeq and is a predicted model, not a curated record.
GAGCAUCUCGGGGAACUGGGACAUUCUCAGCUAGCCAUGGGCCUAAUGAAUAUGGAAUCCCUGAGCUGUGGACUGGAACUAGGGAUCUUGGACCAACCAUCCAAGUCAUGAGGAUGAUGCUGACCUUUGAGAGAUGUCUUCAGACAAGGAAAGAGUGAAGGUAUUAGAUGGCGGGUUUGCAACUCAGCUCAGCACUCAUGUCUCUGCUCCCGUUGAUGGAAACCCUUUAUGGAGUUCAGCAUUUUUGAAAACAGACCCAGAAGCUGUUGUUAUGACACACUGCGACUUUCUCAGAGCUGGAGCACAGAUCAUAACUACAAACACAUACCAGGCAAGCAUUGGUGGUUUUAUGAAAUAUUUGGGGCUUACUGAGGAAGAAAGCAUUGACCUCAUAAAGAAGGCAGUUGAUUUGGCAAAGGAUGCAGUAGCCAUUUUUAUGGAAGAGUGUACUGAUCAUACAGGUAUAGUGAAGCCAUUAAUAGCUGCAUCUGUUGGUCCAUAUGGAGCAUCAUUACACGAUGGUUCAGAAUACAGUGGAUCAUAUGUAGAGACAGUGAGCAAGAAACAGAUGAUGGACUGGCAUAGAUCACGAAUGCAAGUACUUGUUAAUGCUGGGGUUGAUUUUCUUGCCAUAGAAACAAUUCCUGCUCAAGAUGAAGCUGAAGCAUUGGCAGAUCUUUUGAAGGAAUUCCCUACACAGAAAGCAUGGAUUUCAUUUUCAUGCAAGGAUCAUCAUCAUGUUUCACAUGGAGAAAAGUUCAGGGAAGCAGUAGCAUCAUGCUUAAAGCAUAACCCACAGCAGAUUAUUGCUGUUGGUACAAACUGUGUCAACCCAGCAUACAUCUCAUCCCUUCUCAAGGAUGCAGAUCAAAAAAUACCAUUUAUAGUUUACCCAAAUAGUGGAGAGAAAUAUGAUGCCAAGACAGGGUGGCAUUCUGGAGACAGCUGCAAACCCAUUGAAUCCUAUGUCCACGAAUGGCUUGAUUUGGGUGUUCAGUAUAUAGGAGGCUGCUGCAGAACAUAUCCUGCAGAUAUUAGUAAAAUCCGUGAUACUGUCGAGUCAUGGACACGUGAUCAUGUUAGUGGUAAAAAUAAAAAAGAAUUAUAAAAAUUCACCUGUUCCAGAGACAGUAUGAUAAAACUCAUCGAUUUAAUGCUAUAUAUUAUUACUCUUGUUGUUAAUACCAAUAUUACAGUUAAAGAAGCAUUAAAUUUGCUAUAGCUUUUAUGAA